Messenger RNA from Akanthomyces muscarius, 1617 nucleotides. RefSeq lists its product as uncharacterized. Bases 1 to 1617 code for a protein of 538 amino acids. Gene Ontology annotation, molecular function: hydrolase activity, hydrolyzing O-glycosyl compounds; chitin binding. Lineage: Eukaryota; Fungi; Ascomycota; Sordariomycetes; Hypocreales; Cordycipitaceae. The transcript has 7 exons. Gene Ontology annotation, biological process: carbohydrate metabolic process. The record is from RefSeq and is a predicted model, not a curated record.
AUGAGGUCCUCAGUCGGCUCCUUUGCCAUCCUGGCGGUGCUGGCCGCUGUCGACCUGGCCAUCGCGGCCAGCAAUGACACCAAGUCCGACGCCAAAAAUCGCCAGCGCUAUGGUCAGAUGCUCGCGGCCGACAGCGGGGAAGACGUCGUUUCGAUUGCUGCGGCGGACCCUGACUACACUUGCUCCAAGAAGAAGAAAUGUGAAAAGGGAUGCUGCGGCUCCAUCGAUCCAACAAACGGCGUUGGUGUUUGCGGCCUGGGCCCAAAGUUCUGCGGCGACGGCUGCGUCUCCGACUGCGGUCGCAAGGGUGAAUGCGAUCCAGGCUGGGGUCCGGGGUGGUCCACGGAUGACAAGUGCCCUCUCAACGUCUGCUGCUCCGAGUUUGGCUUCUGCGGCACCACCAAGGACUUUUGCGGCGGGAAGACUGUUCCUUCGCCUAAUUGCGGAGGCAAGAGCGCGGAAAAGAGGCUGAUCGGAUACUACGAAGGCUGGAAUGUGCACCAGCGGCCAUGCGGCAACAUGAAGCCGGAGGAUAUCCCACUUGGAUGGUAUUCUCACAUCAACUUUGCAUUUGCGCUCAUCAAUCCCAAAACAUUUCACAUUGAUCCCAUGGAUGCCGACACGGCCACGCUGUAUGAUGCAGUCACAGGCUUGAAGCGCCGACAGACUGGCUUGGAGGUAUGGAUUGCCGUUGGUGGUUGGGCCAUGAAUGAUCCUGGCCCAUAUCGUACCGCAUUCUCGGACAUGGCCAAGUCCACAAAGAACCAGGAUGCAUUCUUUGAGUCUCUCAUUACGUUUAUGCAGCGUCACGACUUUGACGGUAUCGAUCUCGACUGGGAGUAUCCCGUGGCGGAGGAUCGCGGCGGCAUCAAGGACGACUUUGCCAACUAUGUUCAAAUGAUCAGCCGCCUCCGCCGUCGACUGAACCAAACCGGCAAGAAAUACGGCAUCACCAUCACGUUGCCGGCAUCUUACUGGUACCUUCGCGGCUUUGACAUUGCCCAUCUCGAACCCCAUAUUGACUGGUUCAAUGUCAUGACAUACGACAUCCACGGCGUCUGGGACUCGACUGUUCACUCCAUCGGACCAUAUGCAUACGCACACACAAACCUUUCCGAGAUUGAAACGGGCCUGAAUCUGCUAUGGCGCAACAACAUCAACCCCGAGAGAGUCGUCAUGGGCCUGGGAUUCUACGGACGCAGCUUCACCAUGAAGGACCCCAAGUGCAUGACCGCCGGCUGCCCGUUCAAGGACGGCGCCAAAGGUGGCGAGUGCACCGGCACGCCGGGCGUGCUCUCAGCUGCCGAAAUAAACAAGAUUAUCAAAAAUGGCGCCAAGGUGACGUUUGACAAGGAGGCCGCUGUCAAAAUCGUAACGUGGGAUACGGAUCAGUGGGUCAGCUGGGACGACUCUGAGACGCUCAAGCUGAAGAUGGCCUAUGCUAACCAGCGAUGUCUUGGCGGCACAAUGGUUUGGGCAAUUGAUUUGGAUGAUGGAACUUUGCUCAAGUCCCUGACGGACGGCAUGGACAGAAAGUCGACCUUUGUCAACCCCAUCCCAAAGUACCCACUGAUUGAUCUUGACUCCGACAGGAAAAAAGACAAAGACGAGCUCUAG